Molecule: messenger RNA, 1778 nt
Organism: Mugil cephalus (flathead mullet)
Lineage: Eukaryota; Metazoa; Chordata; Actinopteri; Mugiliformes; Mugilidae
Gene: aipl1
Product: aryl hydrocarbon receptor interacting protein-like 1
Exons: 6
Coding region: 239-1231 (330 amino acids)
Molecular function (GO): protein binding; peptidyl-prolyl cis-trans isomerase activity
Source: RefSeq, a predicted model, not a curated record
GAGGUUUCCUGAGCCACGCUAAUACACGGAGCAACAGAGAGUUGAUGAAACAUAAGGAGAAGGGGAGAAGUUUCUAAUCUCAUUAUCUCUGUCCAAACUAAUCCACCAGAGUCAACACCUCCAAGUCGUGCACACACAUUUACACGUGUCGUACCCCUCUCAUCACAGACACUCGUAACAUAUAUGCUUAGAAAUAAAAGGUGACUAAGUGCAAAGAAAAAGAAAAAAAAAGAAAAAGAUGUCGGAUGUGCAAGAUACGCUGCUGCUGGGAUCAGAGGGAAUCAAGAAAACCAUCCUGCAUGGAGGAACCGGAGACAUCCCAAAAUUCAUCACUGGGACGAAGGUGACGUUCCACUUCCGCACCCAGCUGUGCGAUGACGAGCGCACGGUCAUAGAUGACAGUAAAGUGGUGGGGACGCCCAUGGAGAUAGUGAUCGGCAACAUGUUCAAACUGGACAUCUGGGAAACCCUGCUGUCCUCCAUGAGAAUCGGUGAGGUGGCGGAGUUCUGGUGUGACACCGUUCACACUGGCGUUUAUCCACUUGUGGCCAAGAGUAUGCGACGCAUCGCGGAGGGCAAAGACCCCGUGGACUGGCACAUCCAUACGUGUGGCAUGGCCAACAUGUUCGCCUACCACACCCUCGGCUACGACGACCUGGAUGAGCUGAUGAAGGAGCCGAAGCCGCUGUACUUUGUCCUGGAGCUGGUCAAGGUGCAGCAGCCCAGUGAGUACAACAGGGAGUCUUGGGCUCUGAGCGACGAGGAGAGGCUGAAGGCCGUUCCCGUGCUGCACGGACAGGGAAACAAACUCUACAAGCAGGGGCGCUUCCAAGAGGCCACACUAAAGUACAAGGAAGCCAUCAUCUGCAUCAAGAACGUUCAGACGAAGGAGAAAGCGUGGGAGGUCCCAUGGAUGAAGCUGGAGAAGAUGGCCAACACCUUGACGCUCAACUACUGCCAGUGUUUGCUCCGAAUGGAAGAGUACUACGAGGUCAUCGAGCACACGAGCGACAUUAUCAACCAGCACCCAGGUGCGUGCAAGGCCUUCUACCUGCGAGGGAAGGCCCACAUGGAGGUGUGGAACGAGGCGGAGGCUCGGCAGGACUUCAGCCGGGUGCUGGAGCUGGACCCUGGCAUGAAGAAGGCCGUCAAGAGGGAACUGGCCGUGCUCAACAUGCGCAUGGAGGAGAAGAACCAGGAGGACAGGAACAAGUACAAAGGCAUGUUCUGACCCGCCGAGGCUGAGAGGGGAUGGAGACGAGCAAAUCUGCUAAAGCACAAAUCUGAAUUUCACCUUUAGCCACCACCACAACAGCAGCUUGUAUACAUGAUGUCUCCCAUGUGUCAAAGACAGUAUCCAAUAAAAGGAUCCAGCCUAAAGGCCUCAAGAUGUAGCUAUGCUAAGUUUACACAAGCAUUAAGUAAUCUAAGUCAAAUUAAAUAUUACAACCUCAUGUUUAAAAUUAUAUCCAUUUACUUCAGUGCAAGCAGCUGAUGAGAUAUUUCAUACCACAGAUAGCAGACGAUUAGCACCGAGAUCGGAAACUGGACGUGACAACAAGCCAAAGAUCAGUGGCUCCUUUAAUCUGUAGCUCUUAGUAGCGUUUACAAAUUCAAGGCACAAGAGUCGCAGCUUCUCACCCAACUCCCAGAAAGAAACAAUUAAAUAAGUGUGUUAAAUUUGCAUUCCGAAAUGUCAAACUAUUUCCCUCAAGCUACAGUUUUCAUUUGUUAUAUUGUUUUGGAUUUUUUUUGUCACGCAUUAAAACUCUGUCUAU